Messenger RNA from Lycium barbarum (goji berry), 1638 nucleotides. Its product is annotated as stemmadenine O-acetyltransferase-like. Lineage: Eukaryota; Viridiplantae; Streptophyta; Magnoliopsida; Solanales; Solanaceae. Bases 1 to 1287 code for a protein of 428 amino acids. The transcript has a single exon. The record is from RefSeq and is a predicted model, not a curated record.
AUGGAAAAAAAGAUAGAGAUAAUAUCAAAACAGUUGAUUAAACCAGCAAUUUGUCAUGUUGAAUCCUUCAAUUUAUCUGCUAUAGAUCAGCUUGCCCCUCCUACUCAUUAUCCAAUUUUUCUAUACUAUCCAAAUGAUCAAGAAUCAACUAAUUUAUCAACUAGAUCCCUACAACUAAAAAGUUCCUUGUCUAAAAUUCUUGCUGAUUUUUAUCCAUUUGCCGGCAGAUUAAUCAAUAACAACAGUUCAAUCAGUUGCAAUAGUCAUAAAGAUGACGAUAUUGGAGUAUUGUUUAUUGAAGCUUUUGCACGUAACUACAACCUCCAAGAAAUUCUGUUAUGCAUUAACACAAGCAUCUUAGGACAAUUUGUCCCACAAAUGGAUUCACCAUUGAAAAAUCAUUUGCUUAUUGUUCAAGUCACAUUCUUUGAGUGUGGAGGCAUGAUUCUAGGUUGUUGGGUUUCUCACAAGUUGUCCGAUGCUACGUCUAUUUGCACUUUCAUCAAUAAUUGGGCAGCCACGGCUCGAGGUGCUAAUAAUUCGAAUUCUUUGACCCCUAAUUUUAAAAUAGGGGUCAAAGUCUUCCCACCAACCAAACAACCAUCGCGAUUGCCCUUCGCGAGUUUUGUUGGUGGUCAAGAGGAGCAAACCGUUACAAAGGUUUUCUCGUUUGAUGGGCCUAGCAUCGCGGAUCUCAAGUCUAAAGCUCUAAGUAAGGAUGUACCAGCCCCCACGCGUGUUGAAGCAGUGUCAGCUCUGAUAUGGAAAUGCGCUACUAGUACCACAUAUUCCCCUACAAGCUCAUUAUCCUAUUUAUCACAUGCGGUGAACUUGAGGAAAUGGUCUGUUCCAGCUUCAUUUCCCGACGAAAUCAUGGGAAAUUUCAUCGCGUUCUAUUGGGCGAAUAAAGGUGAAAACGACAAAGACUUGUCGAUAUUGGUGGCAAUACUAAGAAAAGGUUUAUCACAAUUCCAUAACACUUGUACUAGGAAUUUAAUCUCUAGCCCAAUUCUUGAAAAUUGGAAGAUGCAUGAAGAUUUGAUUACAAGAAGUGACAUAGAAUUGUAUGUUUUUAGUAGUUGGUGUGGGAUGCCAUUUUAUGAUGCAGAUUUUGGAUGGGGUAAACCUGUUUGGUUUAGCAUGAAGGAAUUUGUGUACAAGAAUAUCAUCAUACUGAUGGAUUCUAAAAAUGGUGGAAUAGAAGCUUGGAUUUGCUUGGAAGCAAAACACAUGGAACAAUUUGAACAACACCCUGAUUUACUAAAAUUUGCCAGCAUCAAAAAUUAAAAAUUUCAGAUCCAAAUGAGUUCGGAUCGGCUACAUGAAUCCUCGCUGGUCAUGUUCAAAUAUAUGUCUUACAACUUAUUUAGAUAAUUGUUACAUAUUGUUCAAUAAUGUAUCAUAUAUAUUAUAUUGUAUUGUAUUGUUUUGAUGAAUAAAACGUUUGAAUAAAUUGUCUCAUUUCUCGUUGUUGCAUAAUGUCACACAACAACUGAAGGAUAAACCUAUAAUAUUAUUAUAAAAAGAAAUAGGAUAUUGGGUAGAGCUAUUAUCAAAAAAAAAAAAUAGUAAUCAAAAACACACCUAAACAAUCACUUUUAUUCGCGAGUUUCAUACCUCAACUGUCCAUUAAUUUAU